UAAACAACCCCGUCCUCUGAUCCGCGAGAACAAUGAAUAACGCGCACGUGAAACACGAGAAAAUGAAUCAAUUCGUUUGCGUGGAGGAUUACGAGAUACACGCGCAGAAGAACUUGCCGCCCACUGUUAGAGACUAUUACAAUUCAGGGGCGGGAGAGCAGUUCAGCUUGAAAUUGAACACGGAAGCAUUUAGGAAAUUUAGAAUACGGCCCAGAUUUUUGAGAGAUGUCUCCAAACGGGACAUAAGUACCACGAUUUUAGGUGAAAAGAUUUCAAUGCCUUUAGGGGUAGCGCCCACAGCUAUGCAACGCAUGGCACAUCCCGAUGGCGAAUGUGCAAACGCAAGGGCCGCUGAAGGAGCUGGUACCAUCUACACAUUGUCUACAAUAGCAACAAGUAGCAUCGAAGAAGUAGCGAAAGCGGCACCAAAAGGAAUAAAAUGGUUCCAACUGUAUAUAUACACAGAUCGAAAUGUUACAUUAAGUUUAGUUCAACGAGCAGAACGCGCAGGUUUCAAAGCACUUGUUCUAACAGUCGAUGCACCGUUGUUUGGAGAUAGGCGAGCCGAUAUUAGGAACAAAUUUACGUUACCAAGUCAUUUGAGGCUAGGUAAUUUUGACGGAGUUCUGUCAAAUGGAGUAAAUACAACAAAAACAGGUUCUAGUUUGAACGAGUAUGUAGCAAGUUUGUUUGACGCCUCUCUGUCAUGGGACGACAUCAAGUGGCUACGAAGCGUUACAAGUUUACCAAUUGUUCUGAAGGGCGUCCUUACACCACAGGAUGCAGUCUUAGCUAUAGAACACGGGGCUAAAGCGAUCAUUGUUUCGAAUCAUGGCGCUCGACAAGUUGACAGUAUUCCCGCUUCGAUCGAAGCUUUACCGGAAAUUGUUAAGGCUGUAAAUGGAAGAAUCGAAGUUUACCUGGACGGAGGUGUAAGGCAAGGGAUCGACGUUUUCAAGGCGCUUGCUUUGGGUGCUAAAAUGGUGUUCGUCGGUAGACCAAUGUUAUGGGGUCUCUCCCACGCGGGUGAAAAUGGCGCCCGACGCGUUCUCGAACUUUUUAGAAAAGAAAUCGAUCUGGCUUUCGCACUGACAGGGUGUAGAACGGUCAGUGAAGUGACAGAGAAUAUGGUCAAGCACGAAUCCUAUUAUAGUAAUCUGUAACUGUAAUAUUAUCG
Molecule: messenger RNA, 1177 nt
Organism: Dufourea novaeangliae
Lineage: Eukaryota; Metazoa; Arthropoda; Insecta; Hymenoptera; Halictidae
Gene: Hao
Product: peroxisomal (S)-2-hydroxy-acid oxidase GLO5
Exons: 9
Coding region: 33-1163 (376 amino acids)
Molecular function (GO): FMN binding; oxidoreductase activity
Source: RefSeq, a predicted model, not a curated record